This is a messenger RNA of Brassica rapa (field mustard), 1734 nucleotides long. Its product is annotated as protein STRICTOSIDINE SYNTHASE-LIKE 12. Gene Ontology annotation, molecular function: hydrolase activity. Gene Ontology annotation, cellular component: endomembrane system. NCBI's taxonomy places the organism in Eukaryota, Viridiplantae, Streptophyta, Magnoliopsida, Brassicales, Brassicaceae. The record is from RefSeq and is a predicted model, not a curated record.
GGGGGGGCGGGGGGUGUAAGUGGUUUGACGGUGUCUGUCAUUAUUCAAAGCUUGUGUUGAUUAAGCUUAUCGUGACGACGUAGCAUGUGACAGAGUUAUAUGUGGUGAUCAAGCAUGAUGUGUGUUGGUGUUGACAUGAUUGUUGUUAUCAUUAGUGUGUUAAGUGUUAACAUAUUUGGUAAAUUACUUAGAAAUAUAAUUUGGAAGAUUAAAGUCUAAAUUCAGUAAAAAUUUAGUUUAGGGUUAUGUAUCUUAAUAAAUUAUAAAUUAUGUUGUCUUAAAGAAUUCAUAUUCUAGAACAAAGCAUGAUUUAAAAGGAUUGUCGUACUACGCGUGUGUAAAUUGAUUAUAGUUUAAUUUAUUAUUUUAAUGGAUUUGAAAUCUGAACGAAAUCUCAAAAAUUAGAAAAUAAACUCUGUUAACAAAUUUUAUGUGUUGGGAGUAAUUACUUUUGCACUUUAUUUUUUUUCGACUCAUUCCCCUUUUAAAAAUAAUAACAAACAAGAAUGUAUCAUGUGCUGUCAAUGUUUUAACAUAUGGAAUAGAGAAGACAAAAAUCACAAACCUAUAAAUAGACAUACAUGCAGAUUACAAAGCCUCACGCAAUAAUAAUUAUAGAGCAAUACGAAAAAAAAACUAAAGAAACGAUAUGAUGUCAUCUUUGUCCACAAUAUCUCUUCUCCUUCUUCUUUCUCUUUUGUGUGCGGUCAUCUCGGUUGACGCGUCUUUCCAGUCACUUCCGCUGCCAAUACUUAUGUCCGGCCCUCAAUCUUUCGCCUUUAAUUCCACAGAAAAGGGAUUCUACACUGGAGUCUCCGGCGGUACAAUCCUCAAGUAUACUCCCGAGAAGGGUUUUGUCACUUUUGCACGCAUCACAGAAUCAUCGAACUCUUUAUUGUGCUACGUUUUACAAGAACCGAUUUCCUCCAAAAGGUGCGGCCGACCGGCGGGGAUAGCCUUCAAUGAGAAAACAGGUGAGCUCUACGUCGCCGAUGCUCUGUUGGGUCUUCACAUUGUUUCUCCCGCCGGUGGUUUAGCCGUGAAGAUCGCCGACGGUGUUGAUGGAAAUCCCUUCAAGUCUCUCAAUGGUCUUGACGUUGAUCCAACAACCGGUAUCGUCUACUUCACUUCCUUGAGCUCACACUUAAGCGCAUACCAAAUGCAUCUUCUGUUGCGUCUGAAUGACGCCACGGGAAAACUCUACAAGUACGACCCAUCAACAAAGACUGUCACCGUAUUGAUGGAAGGUCUAGGCGGCGCAGCUGGUUGUACCGUAAGCUCGGAUGGUUCUUUCGUGCUGGUUAGUCAGUUUACAAAGAAUAACAUCAAGAGGUAUUGGAUAAAAGGACCUAAAGCUGGUUCUUCUGAAGACUUCAGCAAUUCGCCAUCAAGUUUACACCCUAGCAGUAUCAGAAGAAUUGGUUCUACUGGAAACUUUUGGAUCGCUGCCGUGCAGAGGGUUACCAACCAAACAGCCGUCGCCAAAGUCGACUCUAACGGUGAAGUGAUUCAGAGAAUUUAUGUUCCUCUUCUAUAUAAUUUUCUUAGCGAAGUUAACGAGUUCGACGGUAGUCUAUACUUCGGGAGUCUCACUGAACGAUAUGUUGGAACUCUUAAGCUUUGAAACCUUGAAUGGAACCCAAGGGUGAACGAAACACAAUGGGAUAAAUUACCUUUAAUUUUCAGUUCAAUAAUAUUUGUAUUUUAUAAUAAAUAAAAGUAAUAAACAUGUAA